This is a messenger RNA of Labrus mixtus (cuckoo wrasse), 1424 nucleotides long. RefSeq names its product guanylate cyclase activator 1B (gene guca1b). Gene Ontology annotation, biological process: visual perception. The coding region runs from base 267 to 860 and encodes 197 amino acids. Gene Ontology annotation, cellular component: cone photoreceptor outer segment; photoreceptor inner segment. Gene Ontology annotation, molecular function: calcium ion binding; calcium sensitive guanylate cyclase activator activity. Lineage: Eukaryota; Metazoa; Chordata; Actinopteri; Labriformes; Labridae. The transcript is spliced from 4 exons. The record is from RefSeq and is a predicted model, not a curated record.
UCCAUGUCACUCUGUGUCUUACCCUCACCUUUCACAGGGGAUUUGCCAUAAUAGAGAGCUCAAUAACAGUUCAGCUUUCAAUGAACUGUCGGGUCAUUUUCAUCAUUUUUGGUGUUUCCUGAUUCGCACGGUUUGUUGCAGUAACUGGUGGUAACUAAGGAUUCUUUUCUGUGGACUGUAGAGGGAAUAUUUUAAAGGUCAAAGAGUUUCGUGUAAUGUAAGACAUUGUUUCAGUCAUCAGGGGUUUGAAGUUAAAAGUCUCCGCCAUGGGUCAGCGCCUGAGUGAAGAAAGUGAUCCAGACAAGGAGAUUGAUGUCGCAGAGCUGCAGGAGUGGUAUAAGAAAUUUGUCGUGGAGUGCCCAAGUGGAACUCUCUUCAGGCACGAGUUCAAGAGCUUCUUCGGUGUAACGGAAAACAAGGAGGCUGCAGAUUACAUUGAGAACAUGUUUCGAGCCUUCGACAAGAACGGCGACAACACCAUUGAUUUUCUGGAGUACGUGGCGGCCUUGAACUUAGUGCUGAGGGGUAAACUGGAGCACAAGCUGAAAUGGACAUUUAAAAUGUACGAUAAAGAUGGAAGCGGAUGCAUCGAUAAAACAGAGCUUCUAGAAAUUGUUCAGUCUAUUUAUCGACUGAAGAAAGCCUGCCAUGGAGAGCUUGAUGAAGAGUGCAAUCUGCUGACCCCAGACCAAGUGGUCGACCGCAUAUUUGAGCUGGUUGAUGAAAAUGGAGACGGGGAGCUCUCACUGGACGAGUUCAUUGAUGGAGCAAGGAGGGACAAGUGGGUGAUGAAGAUGCUGCAGAUGGACGUCAACCCAGGGGACUGGAUGAAUGAGAGAAGACGCAGUGCUAACUUCUAGUCAGAUCAGUCAGAUCCUCCAUGUGUAACCAAUCACCCUGCUUUGUAUCUAUAUCAGUUUGUAUGAUUGUAAAAAGUAGACAGAACUACAGUCAUCCUUGCAUUGUGCCACACUAUUUUGCUUGUUAAGAGUAAACCUUUACGGCAUUAACGUAAAUGAGCAGAAUUAGGUUGUCAUGUAUUGCCAUUGCUGCUCUUGCUCUUUUUAUAUGCAUUUUUUUUUUUACAGAUGCUGCAGACAUGAAUUACUUGCAUUAAAGAUAUUAAACACACUUACUUGAAAUCUCUUCUCAACUACGUUCCACCACAAAGAAAAUACUUUUUCCUUCCUUUUGUUGCUUAUUUAGGACGAUUAUCAAGACUAUGUGGGCAAGAGUUUAUACAUUUUUCCUCACCCAUUUUACAAUUUAAAUGUGGCAGCUGUAAGAAAACAUAUAACUAACCAUUUUCUCAUUGGUACACUACACUCACAGCUUAUCCUGAAUUGAGACAUUGUAUAAUAUAUAGACCACCUGCGUAUUUGUGGGGUCUUUUUAAACCACACAAACAAUAAAUAAAAACAUUU